AUGCCUACCUUUGAUAAAAAAUCAACUACCCCUUCCUCAAAAUUCAACGUAAUGUCUGCAGCACUUAUCGAACCGACAGAUUUUUCCCUUGAAACCAAAAAAUCUUCCCGCCUUCUUAAAUCAAAACCUUGUCCAAUUUAUACUAAUGUCAUCAUCCCAGACAUUACAUUCGAAAGUCAAGAUAAUAAAAGUGGAAUCAUAUCACCCAUUCCAUCGGGUCAUCUCGAAACUUCCACCAGAUUUUGGCAAUUUAAGGUUGAAGAAGGUCUCACCACCUACGUUCGCUAUGGAAACAUCCGUGCUGAUGGCACCCUCAAGGAAAGGGCAACCCACAUUCAAAAACAUUACUGUUUUGGUGAUGCCAAACAGUUUGUCGAGAAUUUGAUUGAUGAAAAGAUUAAAGCAGGCUAUGUGGGUUGGGCUCGUUGGUAA
Molecule: messenger RNA, 432 nt
Organism: Funneliformis geosporum
Lineage: Eukaryota; Fungi; Glomeromycota; Glomeromycetes; Glomerales; Glomeraceae
Source: the annotation of a GenBank genome assembly